CAAAAGUUCGCGGUCUCGAGAACGCAGCAAACACACCCGAACUCACAAUGGCUGGUCGCUCCAAGAAGAAGGGCACCUCUGGUGCGGCGAAGAACUACAUCACCCGCACUCGCGCCGUGAAGAAGCUGCAGAUUUCGCUGCCAGACUUCAGAAGAUUAUGCAUCUUCAAGGGAAUCUACCCCCGUGAGCCGCGCAACAAGAAGAAGGUCUCCAAGGGCUCCACCGCUGCCACCACCUUCUACUACACCAAGGACAUCCAGUACCUACUGCAUGAGCCGCUGUUGGCCAAGUUCCGCGAGCACAAGGCCGUCGCAAAGAAGAUCGGUCGCGCCCUCGGUCGCGGCGAGUCUGGCGAUGCCGCGCGCCUCGAGAAGAACCUGAUGCCCAAGGUCAAGCUCGACCACAUUAUCAAGGAGCGCUACCCGACCUUCGUCGACGCCCUCCGCGACCUCGACGAUGCCCUCUCCAUGCUCUUUUUGUUCGCCAAUCUGCCCUCCAGCGAACACAUCCCCGCAAAGACCAUCGCCCUCUGCCAGCGCCUGACCCGCGAGUUCGAGCACUACGUUAUCACCUCCCACGCGCUCCGCAAGUCGUUCUUGUCAAUCAAGGGCAUUUACUACCAGGCAACAAUCCAGGGUCAGGACAUUCUGUGGCUCGUACCCUACCGCUUCGUGCAGCGCACAGGUGGAGACAUCGACUUCAGGAUCAUGGGCACAUUCGUCGAGUUCUACACAACACUGCUCGGCUUCGUUAACUACCGCCUCUACACCUCUGUCGGCCUCGUAUAUCCUCCCAAGUUCAACGCCAAGAGCGACGAGCAGGGUGGUGAGCUUGCUGCUUUCCAGCUGGAAGGCAAGGGUGUCAACGGAAAGGAGGCUGUCAAUGACGACGAUGAGGAUGCGGAGAUUAACCCCGAGGCACAAGCUAUUGCGGACAGGAUCGCAGCUGAGGGCGAUAUCGAAGAGGAGGUCGCUGAAGCGAUCGUCGCCGCAGCUGAGGGCGACGAUGAAGAGGAAGCGACUGAGGGCAUCGAUAAGUUCGAGCCCACCGCCAAGGGCGGUGACAUUCUGCCCCAGCCCCAGGCCAGCCGCGCCGAAGCCGGUUCGCUCUUCGCACCCUUCACAGUCUACCUCUCCCGCGAGACACCCCGUGCAUCCCUCGAGUUCAUUCUCCGAGCCUUCGGCUGCAAGCGCGUAGGCUGGGAUAGCAUCCUCGGCGACGGCGCCUUCACAACGAACGAGUCCGACCCCUCCAUCACCCAUCAGGUCAUCGACCGUCCCUCUCUCGCAAACGCCGCCGCCGCCCCCGUCUCCAACGACACCGAAGACGGCGCACCGAAAGCACAAUGGCCGCACUCCAUGAUGCCCGGCCGGACAUACAUCCAGCCUCAGUGGGUAUGGGACUCGAUCAACCAGGGCAAGCUUCUGCGUCCCGACCUGUACGGUCCUGGCGCCGAACUGCCUCCCCAUCUCAGCCCCUGGGUCAAGCCCAAGAAGGGCGAGUACGACCCCAAUCUGCCGCUCGCGGCCCAGCAGCCCGAGGGCGAGGCCGAAGCGUUCGAAGACGAGGCCGACGAGGAGACAUUCGAGCCCAAGGACGAUGACGAGGACAUGGACGCCAUUGUCGACCGUGCAGGCUCCGUCGAAGUCGGCGAGGGCAUGGACGUUGACGGCGACUCCGACGAUUCUGACGUCUCAUCGGACGACGACGACGCCGCCCCUGCGGCCGACGAGAGCGACGAAUCCGACGCCGAAUCCGAUAUGUCCGAUUCCGAAGCCCUGCGUCUGCAGCACCAAGCCGAGCUGGAAGCCGAAGCCACAGGAAAGACGCUCAAGAAGGUGGCGCCCACAAAGAAAGAGCAGAACGCCGCGAUCCGCAAGAAGGCGUCCAAGGCGCGCAAGGCAGAGGAUGAGGAGCGCGAGCGCCAGAAGAUGAUGCUGAGCAACAAGAAGAGGAAGCUCCUCAAGCGCAUCGAGUACGGCGCGAAUAAGCGCGAUACCGAGAGCGAGGGCCUGCGCAGGAAGAGGGCCAAGCUGGACAAGGCUAAGGCCGCGGCCGAGGCCAUCUAGAUGAUUUCGCUCAGUCUGAGGGUUGUCUAGAGGCAUGCAGGAUGAUCAUACCAAAAGGAUGGCGUUUGGGAGUAGUUGGUGCUGAUGGCCUGGGCAUCUGAUGUACUUUGUUGAAUCUAUGCGCAGCUUGAAUCUUGACAUCUGAGUAUCUGG
Messenger RNA from Didymella exigua CBS 183.55, 2222 nucleotides. RefSeq lists its product as uncharacterized. The transcript has 2 exons. NCBI's taxonomy places the organism in Eukaryota, Fungi, Ascomycota, Dothideomycetes, Pleosporales, Didymellaceae. The record is from RefSeq and is a predicted model, not a curated record. Bases 48 to 2069 code for a protein of 673 amino acids. Gene Ontology annotation, biological process: ribosome biogenesis; maturation of LSU-rRNA from tricistronic rRNA transcript (SSU-rRNA, 5.8S rRNA, LSU-rRNA). Gene Ontology annotation, cellular component: nucleolus; PeBoW complex. Gene Ontology annotation, molecular function: RNA binding.